This is a messenger RNA of Rhinocladiella mackenziei CBS 650.93, 690 nucleotides long. RefSeq lists its product as uncharacterized. The record is from RefSeq and is a predicted model, not a curated record. The coding region runs from base 1 to 690 and encodes 229 amino acids. The transcript has a single exon. Lineage: Eukaryota; Fungi; Ascomycota; Eurotiomycetes; Chaetothyriales; Herpotrichiellaceae.
AUGGAAUACUCUCACGACAUCCCUCAGGAGAAGUUAGGCACAUCAUCCUCAACAGCGACCUUGAAAGUCGACUUCCGCUGGACAAAGUUAAAAGCACACAUCACAACCGUCGAGGCUGACAUUCACGAUCCAUCCACCGUACCUGUCUACACCCUAAGCUUCCAAACGCUGAAAUCUCCUCACCUCAUUUUCCAUCCUGGCAACGACACCACCUCCGUCAUCGGCACAGGUACUAUCCACGCAAUCUCCAUCAACCCGGACUACGAGCUUCAUGGGAAACCGGGCACUAUCAAGGCGUUGCGGCGCUUCCAUACAGUUUAUGAGCACAUCUCGUCCGUCCUGCGUAACCCCGGCGGCGCACCCAUGCCCAUGACGUGGACUAGCGACACCAACUUUAAAACCUGGGACUUCGUCUGCGUGGAUGACCAACAGAACCCCGUGGCGAAGUUCAGUACCAACAUAUGGAUGGUGAAGAAAGUCGGGAACAUCGAGUUCAUGGACAAGAAUAUCAGUGAUGAGUUGCGCGAUGAAAUUGUUGUCACGGGGCUGACGCUAUACUACUGCAUGGCCACCCGGGUGAACAACAUCUUCAACUUGUUCGGUGCAGUUUUCUCGAGACCGGGACGGCAUUCAGAAGAAGAAGUGGAAAAGAGAGAUGAUAAGAGGGGUAGUGAGGUUGUGGGUAGCUGA